GAAGAGGUUAAAUUGAAGAAAAAUAUUGGACUAUUAAGUGGCAUUUCUGUUAUUGUUGGAACUAUUAUAGGUUCUGGUAUUUUUCUGUCACCUAAAGGUGUCGUGGCCCAUACUGGUUCUGUAGCAUUAGGAUUAAUUGUAUGGGUGGCAGCAGGACUAAUUGCAAUGAUGGGUGGAUUGUGCUAUGCUGAACUGGGAACACUGCUACCACAAUCUGGUGGUGAAUAUGUUUAUAUCAAAGAGGCCAUGGGAGUUAUUCCAGCUUUUCUUUUCGCAUGGACAGCUAUCAUCGUAAGCAAAACGUCACAAAUGGCUAUAAUAGUUUUAACGUUUGCAGCUUAUGCAAUUACCCUUUUCGAUAUGUGUGGUGUACCUGCACUACCUCAAAAAUUAAUAGCAGCUAUCGGAAUGCUAUCUGUUGGAAUAAUAAACAGUUUCAGCACUAAGUUAGCAACUAGAGUUCAGAUAGUAUUUACUGUGGCCAAACUUUCUGCACUUAUUAUCAUCAUUAUUGGAGGUUUUGUCAGAAUAGCUGAAGGAAAAACAGACAAUUUAUCAUCUGGAUUUGAAGGCACUACAAACUCUCCUUCGUCAAUAGCUCUUUCCAUCUAUCAUGCUAUGUGGGCUUACGAGGGGUGGAAUAAUCUGAAUUACGUCACAGAGGAAUUAAAAGACCCAGCAAAGAACUUACCAAGGUCCAAUUUGAUAGGCAUGGUAAUAGUAAUAAUAGUUUAUAGUUUAGCAAAUAUGUCAUAUUUAACUGUUAUGACCAUUGAUGAGCUCCUAGAUUCUCCUGCCGUUGCUGUAACAUGGGCUGAACGUGUACUAGGACCAGCUCAGAUAAUAAUUCCUUUAUCUGUCAUGAUAUCUGCAAUCGGAGCUGUCAAUGGCUUAGCCUUUUCGGGAACAAGGGUUGUGUUUGCUGCAGGGAGAGAUGGGGUUAUUCCAGAAGUAUUAUCCUAUAUUCAUAUCAAAAACUAUACUCCGAUGCCUUCCAUGAUCUUUACGAUAUUCGUUACUUUAAUAUUUGUUUUUGUUGGUGAUAUAAGUGGUUUGAUAGAUCUAUUUUCUUUUGCUGUGUGGAUGUUUUAUUUUUUAACAUUUGUUAGUUUAUUGAUAUUAAGGUAUACAAAGAGAAACACACCAAGAACAUAUAAGGUUCCAAUUGCAAUUCCUAUUGCUCUGGUGUUAAUCGCAGGGUUUCUUUUAAUAGCCCCCAUCAUAGAACAUCCACGCAUUGAGUUCCUGUAUGCAUUCGUUUUUGUUAUUGGUGGCCUCAUAUUUUAUAUUCCACUCGUCCAUUUUAAUUUAAAGCUGAAAUUUAUGGAUUCUCUUACCAUGUACCUUCAGUUGCUUUUAGAAGUAGUACCAAGUACAAAGUGA
Lottia gigantea (owl limpet) is the source of this 1383-nucleotide messenger RNA. RefSeq lists its product as hypothetical. Gene Ontology annotation, cellular component: membrane. The annotation marks the transcript as partial. Gene Ontology annotation, biological process: amino acid transmembrane transport. NCBI's taxonomy places the organism in Eukaryota, Metazoa, Mollusca, Gastropoda, Lottiidae. The transcript is spliced from 12 exons. Gene Ontology annotation, molecular function: L-amino acid transmembrane transporter activity. The record is from RefSeq and is a predicted model, not a curated record.